GGAAUAAUUUGUAUCAGGCACAUGGAAAGAUACCCGCCGAGUGGCUGCUUUAGGGGAGGGAAGGAGAAGGGAGAAGAGGGGGAGGGGAAAGGUCCUCGUCUCGUCGUCCGGGAGGGGAGGGACGCGGUGCGCCCAACUCAAGGUAGAGGGCAAAGGGCAAAGUUCAGCGCGGAUCCGCAGGCCCGACUCGCGCUCACUAUGGCGGCCUCCGCAGCGGGGUUACAGCCAGACGCGGCCGUGGUGGUGGUAGGCUCCUGCAUGACCGACCUGGUCAGCCUUACAUCACGUCUGCCCAAAACUGGAGAAACCAUCCAUGGACAUAAGUUUUUUAUUGGCUUUGGAGGAAAAGGUGCCAACCAGUGUGUGCAAGCAGCCCGGCUUGGAGCUAAGACUUCCAUAGUGUGCAAGGUUGGCAAAGAUUCUUUUGGCAGUGAUUAUAUAGAAAACUUAAAACGAAAUGGUAUUUCUACAGAAUUUAUGUUUCAGACCAAAGAAGCUUCUACAGGAGCUGCUUCAAUAAUUGUCAAUAAUGAAGGACAGAAUAUUAUCGUCAUCGUGGCCGGAGCAAACUUGCUGUUGAAUUCUGAUGACCUGAGGAAGGCAGCUGAUAUCAUUAGCCGAGCCAAAGUAAUUAUCUGCCAGCUAGAAAUAUCUCCAGCUACUUCUCUGGAAGCCCUGACAAUGGCCCACAAAAGCGGAGUAAAGACCCUGUUUAAUCCUGCUCCUGCCACAGCUGACCUUGAUGCACAGUUCUAUACUAUCUCGGAUAUUUUCUGCUGCAAUGAAAGUGAGGCUGAAAUUUUAACUGGGCUUACAAUUAGUAGCCCUGCAGCAGCUGGAAAGGCUGGAUCAGUGCUGAUCGAAAGGGGUUGCAAGAUAGUAAUCAUUACCCUAGGUGCUGAAGGAUGUGUGUUUGUAUCAGCCGAAGAACCUGGCCCAAAGCAUAUUCCCACACAGAAGGUCAUCAAACCUGUGGAUACUACGGGAGCUGGAGAUAGUUUUGUGGGAGCAUUGGCCUUCUACCUGGCUUAUUAUCCUAACCUGCCUAUGGAAGAAAUGAUCAAGAGAGCCAGCUUCAUUGCAUCAGUCAGCGUCCAGUCUUCAGGAACCCAGACUUCUUUCCCUUAUAAAAAGGACCUGCCACUUAAUCUGUUUUGAUUAAGAUUAUAAGGUUUAUGUGCAUGCAGUUAAUGUGAACUACAUGAAGGCAGAGAAUUCAAGUACCUUCUACACUACAACAUGCUUUCCUUUACAUACAAGGAUGUUCACCCACCAUGGACAGGGUACCUGCUCUCUGUUGUUUAUACAGUAAUGGUAACUGAUUCCUCUUAUAUACUUUUGCAAAGCAACUGGCCAGGAUUAGGAGUGCAGCACGAGGCUAGGCUGGGGUUUUGCAAGGAACUACAAUUUCAUCACUAUUUGAAAAACAAUUAAAAGACAUAUCCUAAUGACAGUGGAUUGGUAGCAUCACACAUGUCCUAUACUGCCUUGCAUAUAGUCAGCACUCAAUAAAUGUUCAGUGAUUGAAUGGAAUAAGUAAAUGAAUAAGUGAACAAUUUUUUGAGGUUCCUAAAUUUAAAUCUAAAAAAACAACAGAUCCCCUGCAUAUAGCUUCCAAACAGGCUCAGUAGGGGACAUAGAAUGAACAAACUAUUUGGCCCAAGGCUUAAUCAUACAAGCUUAUAGCUAUUUAUCAAAGCAAUGCCUUGAAAUAGCCAAUUCUUUCUGAAAUUUCAACACUAUUUGAGCCUGCUUUGGAAACAGAAUUUGGGACAGGGCUCUAGUAAAUGGCCACUUGGUAUCUUUCCAUCUCUAGUUUUCCAUAUGAAGCCAAAGUGCAGACUUUAACCAUCCCACAAACUAGCCUGUGCCCACGGAAAGACUAGGAUUUUGUAACAUUUUCAGCCACAGUGUCAUUUCUUCUCUCACCACUGCUAAUCCUGAGAUUCUCAGUCUCAGAGAUGGAAACUACCUAGUACUUGAGUGGGAAUGGCUGCUUUUUGGUUUCCCACUGGAGAUUUCCUUAUAGCCAUGCAUUUAGGGAACAGUGGAUUUGUAAGAAAUGGCUAAGGAGAAUGGGGGGUGCUUCUUUGAAAAAGGCAGAUGUCUUCACCAGAAAAUGGGACCCCAAGCUUCAUUUGACACAUACUGAACCGGUAAACAGGGUCACAGAGUAUUGAGCUGAAACAGGUGAUUUACUAAUCAGGGUCACAGAGUAUUGAGCUGAAACAGGUGAUUUACUAAUCCAGCUGCCUCGAUGAGGGAAUUGCCCAAAAUCAGAAAGCUGCAGCUGAUGGAGCCAGGCCAAAGGCACAUCUUCUGCCUCUUAAGCCCACUACCUUCAUACACUGGUUUCUAGUCCUGGUGCUGCCAACUGCCAACUGCCAGCUGUGUGAUACAGGGCAACUUUCCAAACUUCUUUGAGCAUAUUUCAUCAAGAAUUUGGGCUAAAUGAUGGUUUCCUUCACUUCUAAGAUUCUACAAUGCAAAACUAGUUACUGCAACCAUGUGAAGGCACUAGACCAUCCUACUCCUACUGUGUGAUCACAAAACUUCUGCAAAAUAAAUAGCUCUCCCUAGUAAACAGGCCGAGUUCAGUUCUCUAAGGUAGAAGUAUGAAUGAGUGACACUAUCUGUGCUAAAAAUAAGACUUCUUUAAGUGAUCUGGGCUUAAGAAGGUUGGCUAACUUCAAUAUUUUUUCUAAUUACAUAAGUACAAAAGGGGUUCUCUGGGGGGGGGGGGUUGGCAUUCUAAAUCCUCCCUAUUGGGGUUCCGUACUUUUCCUUUUCAUUUCUGCCUUUACCCUGGCACUUGUAGGAUCAUUCUGAAAAGUUAAUUCUUGCUCUUCUCUGGGGUAAAAAGUGGGGCUAGAAAUUCUUGCAUCAGAAGCUCUAUUAUGGAAAUUUUUCAUUUCUUGUUAUUAUAUGAAACAAUGGUCAUUUUUAGAAAAUCAUACUGUUAAAAAAUCAGUGGAAAAAAAUCAUUAAGAGACAAUAGUACUAGCUAUUUUAAUUUUUUUUUAUUGAAGGCUGUAAAAAUAACCAGAAAGAUAAAUAAAUGUUGAUGCAAUGAUCUAUGUCCUAAAGUGAA
Sarcophilus harrisii (Tasmanian devil) is the source of this 3091-nucleotide messenger RNA. It is a transcript of the gene RBKS, whose product is annotated as ribokinase. Gene Ontology annotation, biological process: D-ribose metabolic process. The record is from RefSeq and is a predicted model, not a curated record. The transcript has 8 exons. Gene Ontology annotation, molecular function: ribokinase activity. Bases 22 to 1158 code for a protein of 378 amino acids. NCBI's taxonomy places the organism in Eukaryota, Metazoa, Chordata, Mammalia, Dasyuromorphia, Dasyuridae.